UCUGCGUCUGUGCGCAUGCUUGGGGUAAGGGCGGGAUUCAGCUGACCGAGAAAGAGCGGUCUCAGGGAGAAGAAAAUGGCGGCGGCCAUGCUGUUGGUGGUGGUUCCUCCUUGGCCGACAGCCCCGGGACUCCUCAGGAACUGUUGGGAGCGACUGCGGCGGAAACUUCAGCAGAACCGGCCAGGCUUUCCCAGUCUUCCGUGGGGACCAGCAUUAGCAGUCCAAGGUCCAGCUACAAUUACAGAACCAGCAAAUGAUAAUAAUGGAAGUAAGGAGAUUUCCAAUCUUUUGGAUAGUAUCUUUUGGAUGGCUGCUCCCAAAAACAGACGCAGCAUUGAAGUUAACCGGUGUAGGAGAAGAAACCCUCAGAAGCUCAUUAAAGUUAAGAACAACAUAGAUGUUUGUCCUGAAUGUGGUCACCUGAAACAGAAACAUGUCCUUUGUGGCUACUGCUAUGAAAAGGUGUGCAAGGAGACUGCAGAAAUCAGAAGACAGAUAGGGAAAACAGAAGGGGGCCCUUUUAAGGCUCCUACCGUAGAGACCGUGGUGCUGUAUGCGGGAGAGACACCAUCUGAACACGAUCAGGGCAAGAGGAUCAUUGAACAAGCCAGGAAGCGACCGUCCUGGUUCACCCAGAAUUGACACCAGAGAUAUUUAAAGACGAUAACAUAAAACAUUUCUCCUGAAAGAGAGGAAGAAUCGUUGUUUUUAAUAUUUUGUGCUUGUUUUAAAAAUCAUCAAUAUAGCUUAAAACAGUCUUCAUGAGUAGUUAGUUUUGUGUGGAUAAUUUGAAGAAUGUAUCAGGAGUAAAGUCUGAAAAUGUUUGUUUAUGCAAAGGCAAUGUAUUUAUAUGUCUGUUUCUAUUAUAAGUUUGUAAGUAAACUAAAUUUUCAAGGCCAGAACAAUAAAACUAAUUUAAAAUUCA
Molecule: messenger RNA, 925 nt
Organism: Rhinolophus ferrumequinum (greater horseshoe bat)
Lineage: Eukaryota; Metazoa; Chordata; Mammalia; Chiroptera; Rhinolophidae
Gene: MRPL32
Product: mitochondrial ribosomal protein L32
Exons: 3
Coding region: 76-642 (188 amino acids)
Biological process (GO): translation
Cellular component (GO): mitochondrial large ribosomal subunit
Molecular function (GO): structural constituent of ribosome
Source: RefSeq, a predicted model, not a curated record